UUUCUUUUAUGCAUUCUGGUGGAACAAAAUCCUUUAUUCAAUACUUACAUGAAGAGGUAGUAUUUUUUUUUCGUAUAAUAGCAUUAAAAUAUUAUUAUAUUUUAAUUUUAUUUAUUAUUUAAAUGUAUUACAGAAAUCAAAACAAAGCAUAGGUGAUGAAGUACAACAACAAACUAUGAAGUGUGGAGAGAUCGAAAUGUUUCGAAAAACUCAUUAUACGAUUGAGAAUGGAUGGAUCAACGAAAUAGCCAAGGAAAAAUAUGUAUGUUAACUUUAAAAGUUAGUAAUUUUAUUUAAUCGUUUUUGUAAAAGUAAUAAUUCAUUAUUUUAUUGUUAUUGUAGAAUGAAAUGGUUGAGUUGCGACGAGACAAACUUAUUCAAUUUGAAGAUGGCUUGCUACUAGUAGUUGAUGAGGCUGCUAUAUAUAGGCAGGUGUUAGGUGAAGGAAAAUACGGUUGGUUACGAGGUUUAGGUCCUACACCUGGAAAAAAGAUCUCAGUGGAAUUAUCAUCCAAACAUAAAGAGAUUGAAGAAGAACGUUUGGACAAAUUAGAGAAAAUCAUUGAAGAUCUAAGGAAGGAUCAAGAUAAUAAUGUUGCAAGAAUCGUUCAAGAGAAUAUGAAAAUAUUCUAUGAAUCACAACAAGGCAGAUUAUUAGAGGAACGAUCAUCAGAGUCACCAAUCAGAAUUCCAUCAAUGGAUAAACAAAAUAGUUUUUUCACGCAACUGGAGCCAAGUAAAGAAAAAGAUCAACCCUCAUCUUCACAAAAACCCACUAAAUCGUCCUCAAAUUUAGAAGAAGUGCGAGAUUCUCCAAUUAAAUUUGAGAUUCCUAAGGACACUCCAAAGGGUGUAAAAGCUGCUUUACUAGCUGUUCGAUUUAUAAAAGCUUCACACACUUUUUCCAUGGUCAUAGACCCAGAAAUUUUGGAUAAUGAUGAAUAUUUACAUAUUUCACCUAUUGAUGUAAUUCAUCUAGGCACUAUGAAACGGAUUGGAGCUGCUUGCAUAGUAUUUUACAUUAGGAUCUUACAUGAAAAGUUGGUGAAGGCAAAUCGAGCACAAUAUUUUCGUUUCUUUCAUCCAAUUUUAGCUUUGGAUUCAUGUCAAGCACAAAAUGCAAUGACAAUGGCAGAUCGCAUGGAAGGAACAGAAGCGGGACAAUUUUGGUUGCUUUCUGUUAAUACUGGAGACCAUUGGAUGCUAGCAAUUAUUGAUGUAUUGCGUGAAACAUGUUAUUGGCUUGACUCAAUUGGAUUACCCCCACCUAAUAAAAUUAAAUCUCUAAUGGCAAUGACUUUUGAUUACUACAAUGCUUCCAGUAAUAGGCAGCCAAAAAAGUCUGGCAUUACAUGGAAAUCUAUAAAAUGGAAUGGGAAAAAAACUUAUACAAAACAAGAAAUUGAUGAAAUUCGUUUGGAAUGGGCUGACCAAUUUUUAGAAGAAAUUAUAGAAGAUGGAGUGCUUUAA
Molecule: messenger RNA, 1470 nt
Organism: Cannabis sativa
Lineage: Eukaryota; Viridiplantae; Streptophyta; Magnoliopsida; Rosales; Cannabaceae
Exons: 6
Coding region: 349-1470 (373 amino acids)
Biological process (GO): proteolysis
Molecular function (GO): cysteine-type peptidase activity
Source: RefSeq, a predicted model, not a curated record